This is a messenger RNA of Leucoraja erinaceus (little skate), 2611 nucleotides long. RefSeq names its product SWI/SNF related, matrix associated, actin dependent regulator of chromatin, subfamily e, member 1 (gene smarce1). The coding region runs from base 30 to 1367 and encodes 445 amino acids. The record is from RefSeq and is a predicted model, not a curated record. Gene Ontology annotation, biological process: negative regulation of DNA-templated transcription. Gene Ontology annotation, cellular component: SWI/SNF complex. Gene Ontology annotation, molecular function: nucleosomal DNA binding; nuclear receptor binding. The transcript is spliced from 11 exons. NCBI's taxonomy places the organism in Eukaryota, Metazoa, Chordata, Chondrichthyes, Rajiformes, Rajidae.
AUUGCUUGUAAGAAAUUGUUGGUGCCAUCAUGUCAAAAAGACCAUCUUAUGCGCCGCCUCCUGCCCCGGCUCCCACCACUCAAAUGCCCAGCACCCCAGGGUUUGUGGGAUACAAUCCAUACAGUCAUCUGGCCUACAACAACUACAGGCUGGGAGGGAACCCAGGCACCAACAGCCGGGUCACGGUAGGAGUAUUAACUAUUCCACUGCAACAAAAAAAGGAUUCUUGUGGCUCCUCGGCCCCAUUCCACAACGGAACUCCACGUGCGUCCAGUAUAGUCGGCAGGGAGAAGACAUCGUCAGGCAUCACUAUUCCAAAGCCCCCGAAGCCUCCAGACAAGCCCUUGAUGCCCUACAUGCGCUACAGCAGAAAGGUAUGGGACCAGGUUAAGGCUUCCAAUCCUGAUCUGAAGCUGUGGGAAAUAGGGAAAAUCAUUGGUGGAAUGUGGCGGGAUCUCACAGAUGAGGAAAAGCAGGAAUAUCUGAAUGACUAUGAAGCAGAGAAGGUCGAGUAUAAUGAAGCCAUGAAAGCAUACCACAGCUCUCCUGCAUAUCUUGCCUACAUCAAUGCAAAGAGCAGGGCAGAGGCAGCUCUUGAGGAGGAGAGUCGCCAGCGUCAGUCAAGGAUAGAGAAGGGGGAACCUUACAUGAGUAUCCAACCAGCUGAGGACCCUGAUGAUUAUGAUGAUGGCUUCUCGAUGAAGCACAUCUCUGCGGCCCGCUUCCAGAGGAACCAUCGCUUGAUAAGUGAGAUUCUGAGUGAGAGUGUGGUGCCGGAUGUUCGUUCUGUGGUGACUACAGCACGGAUGCAGGUUCUGAAACGGCAGGUGCAGUCCCUGAUGGUUCACCAGCGCAAGUUGGAAGCGGAGCUGCUUCAGAUUGAGGAUCGCCACCAAGACAAGAAACGGAAAUUUCUUGAAACUACACAGCUGUUUAAUAGUGAGCUGAAACAGUUAUGCAAUCUGAAGGUGGAAGUUGACAUGGAGAAGAUCGCGGCUGAAAUUGCCCAGACCGAAGAACAGGCCCGCAAGCGGCAGGAGGAGAGGGAGAAGGAGGCGGAACAUGUGGACCAACGCCAGAGCAACACUCCUGACGAGCCCCCCAGUGGCAGUGAGGCUGAAGAGUCCAAAGUGGAGGAACCACCAAUGGACAUAGAUGAACCCCGCAACGACGAGACAUCAGAGACCCAACAGAGUAGUGAAGAGAGCACGGCAACUCCAGAGGACAAAGAGGGGUGUCCGGACACAACAGACAGCAGUGUGGAGCAGGGAGCGAGCGAGAGCACCUCUGGCACAGAGAGCAACAGUGCAAUGGCUGAGGAAAGCCUACCCGAGCCCCCACUGGAGAGUGAAGAAAAGAAAGAAUGACUUCAACAGAUACAAACUUUUCAUUCCAGUUAGUUGUAAUACUUUAUUAGAAUCAUCCUUUUAAAAAAUUCUAUCUGUUUAUGUUAGAAGGAUUUUGUUUUUACACAUGUAAUGCCAGCACAAUGGAUUCCUUCUGCACAACCAUUAAUGCCAUUUCCCUUUUGAGAUUGUGGUUCAAAGUGGUAUGUACGUUACAAAAGGGUGUAUGGAAAUGACCAUAAACCUACAAGUACUGUAUGCUAUGUUUAGACCAGGGGGGUUGUCUUUGGAUCCAUACAAAGGAAUAUUUAUUUUCCUCUUAAAUAACGCGUAUUUGAAUCACACUUUCAAAUGCAUCAACUGAACGGUCAGCUUUCAUAAUUAGUUUUCUGUGACCUCCAUGUAUUUUUACUGUGUUUUUAAAUUUCCAAGUCAUGGUCCAAGACAUAGAUUUUCCAGUCAGACUUCCCGCAACCCAAACUAUUCACUGUGAACCACAGCUUUGCCACUUCCUGGAGAUCUUAUCCUGUUACCACCGUACAGAUACAGAUUACAUUCUGGCACUGCAUAUCUCCCUGGAAUUGGUUUUGUGGCUAUUGGGCCUGAGGUGGCUGGAAGUUCACCCAUCGCAUGAGUCUGGUCAGUGCUUUGUUGUUGAAUUCCUCUUGAGCCAUGUACCCUGUAAUACAUUAAACUGGCCAUGAGAGUUAUUGAACUAGUCGAGUUACUCGUAUACAGCUGCAGGUUCCUGUCUGUCUCCCCUGCUGCUGAAAGACAAAUUCAUUUCACAAAUAUUAUAAUGCAAACAGCAAAUAUUGCUAGCCCUCAGAAUGUCAGGCAGCAUCUGAAGAGAGUAAAGAGCCACGUUUAACCUGAUAAUCUUUCGUCAAUGUUAAAUCUGAAAUCUGUUUCUCUCAUCAGAGGUGAGUGCUGCCUGCCAGCAGUUUCUGUUUUUAUUUCAUAUUUUGAGAAUCCACAGUAUUUUGCUUUUUAAUAAUGUCACAAGAUAGUUAUAACCGUGGAGCUGCUGAAUGGUGCCGUUUGAUGCCGCAUGAAAUUGCUUUGCCAACACCUUCCCUGCCAAGGGCCAGCGUUGGGAUUGAGCUUUCGUUGUGCCCCAGGAAGAUGGGCCAUUCAAGCAGGGAUCACCGAUCGCACAGGGUGCUUUGCUCCAAUUGCCACCACUCUGUGUCUUGUACUGUGGCACACUGCAUUACAUUAUUUUUUAAACUUCCUCACCACAAUAAAAGCGAAGCUGAAUAUAA